Messenger RNA from Tinamus guttatus (white-throated tinamou), 502 nucleotides. NCBI's taxonomy places the organism in Eukaryota, Metazoa, Chordata, Aves, Tinamiformes, Tinamidae. The record is from RefSeq and is a predicted model, not a curated record.
UGCCUCUUACCUCUGCGCUUGUUUUAGGGUCUCCUUAGCCCUAGGCUUCGCUGAAGCAAUGCUUAGACUGCGGUUACUAACCUGGGAUGUGAAAGAUACCCUGCUCCGGCUGCGGCAGCCGGUCGGGGGAAGAGCCGAGGAGACUCUGAGUGGGUGCCGCGAGCGGGGCUUUCGCAUGGGGGUCAUUUCCAACUUCGACAGGCGACUUGAGCAGAUUCUGUCCCAGUGCAACCUGCGGCACCACUUUGAGUUUGUCGUGACCUCUGAGGAUGCGGGUUUCGCCAAGCCGGACAAGAGGAUCUUUGAGCAGGCCCUGCGCCUUGGCGGGGUUCAGCCAGAGCAGGCGGCUCAUGUAGGGGACGACUACGUGAGGGACUACAAGGCAGCCAGGGCAGUGGGCAUGCACAGCUUCCUGCUCGCGGCCGCCGGGCAGCCGGAGGUACCCGCGGAGCACGUCCUGCCCUCGCUCAGCCACCUCCUUGCUCUUAUCGAGAAGGCCUAG